This is a messenger RNA of Monopterus albus (swamp eel), 3945 nucleotides long. Its product is annotated as cingulin-like protein 1. The transcript has 23 exons. The coding region runs from base 796 to 3453 and encodes 885 amino acids. Lineage: Eukaryota; Metazoa; Chordata; Actinopteri; Synbranchiformes; Synbranchidae. Gene Ontology annotation, biological process: protein localization to cell-cell junction. Gene Ontology annotation, cellular component: myosin complex; bicellular tight junction. The record is from RefSeq and is a predicted model, not a curated record.
CGUUCCGUGCCUCCUGUAAUUCACCUCUACCAUGCGGUUGCACAUAACGUGACAACUGUUGUGCGUGCGUCAGCGAAGUCCCGCGCGCUCUCAUCACGCACGGCUCCGGUGUGCGGCAGGUGGAGUCCUGGACCCACCCACAGUGCAAACUGCUGUCAGCUGGAAACAGACGUCUGACAGACGAAAGCAGAGCGUCGCAGAGGGAACGUCAACAGUUUCCAGAAUUCCAGAAAAUCAAAGAGGACUUCCCUACCUCUGUGAACAAACUACGGCAACUGUUAGAAGAUAAAGUUCACAUCCUAAAGUCUUUCAUCACUGAGGACGAGCAGGGUUUGUUGCGUGAGGAGAAGACUGUACCAGAAGGACCGUGGAGGUUUGCUGUCCUGAGUGAGAAGCUGACCUUUCACCUCCAGCAACUACAGAGACAGACCGAGCAGGAGCUCAGCAACCUACACACGCAUCUCUUUCAGAAUAAAGGCUGUAGGCAGCUGCUGUCCACUGAGCAGUUUGAUCUUCAGGAGAAGAAGAAAAAGAACAGGAAAAAGAGCUGAAGAGAAGCUCCAGUCUUCAGAUAGCCACUGAGCUUCAGGCCUCUGUCACUGAGUGUUUGGUCCAAUCAGAGAGAUUAGUGUUCCAGGAGGAGGCACUGAGCGCACUUCGUAACCUCCUGACCCAAGACGUGCAGAGGUACCAGGAAGAGGCCCAGAGACUGACCCGUUUCACACACGGUACCUGGACAAUCCCACAGGCCAGACAGAGGGGGUAUCCUUAACCAACAGACAGUGUGACCGCAGCAUGCAGGAAAACACCGAGACUGAACAAGACAACAGCAUGCACAAGCACAAAUCCUCCUCUUCCCAGUCACCAAUUAAUCCGCACCAGACCACCAAUGAAGAAGAGGCCUGGAGAGCCAGACAUAAAAAAAUGUGUCCAGUCCUGUCUCACAGUACAAACCUGCACCAAGCCAGCGGCAUCAAAGGCCUUAUCAAUAAAUUCUCUGGUCCAGAUCGAGUCCUUCCUUACGGUUCUGCUCAAAGUCCUUAUUUUGGAGCAGGACGAAUCCUGAAGUUUGCUUCUGCUGGGACUCUUGAGUCUCCAGAGUCCAAGUCCAGUCUGUCCAUGCCAAGCAGCGUUGGGCCAAAGCAGAUGUCAGUUCCCAUCAUCACUGUGACUCCUCCGUUCAAGGAAACCAGUCACAACGGGGCUGAAUCAGCUCUAAGAGGCACCAAAACUAGUCAGAUCACUGCCAGAAUUGAUUGUCCAGUAGGAGGGAGUGCGGAGAAGACUGAUUCAAAACACUCUGGUAGAGACUCAGUGGCUGACUCUGGCAUGGGAUCGGAGUCAGAGUUUGAUUCAAACAAGCAGGUGGACAGUCCAUCAGAGGAGCCCACCACACCCAAAGUUAUAUCGGCCAGCGAGAACCCCAAAUAUCAGCUGUUCCUCAACAAUGAGGUGAGGACCAACGGGGUAAGCAGCAAGGAUACAAAUGGUCCAGGAAGCAUUGGAUUGGGCACGGAGAAUGGCCCCAGGCUGUCCCGAUGGGAGUCCACCCGGCCAGGGCUGAACCACUAUCUAGGGUCCCUGGAGUCCCUGGCCUCACGGGACUGGGACAAUAUGUCUGACAGGAUUGGUGUUGACAGCCCCAGAGUGUUUAACAGUCCGUACACCACAGCUGCCUCCAUGGAAUACAACCCCAUGUACCGAAUGUCAGAGUACAAGGUUCCGGGCAGAAUGUCUCCUUCCGCCUCAGAGAUGAACUUGUACGGUUUCACCAAUCGCAGCAUCAGUCCCGUGGGCUUAACUACACCUGCCGUCACCUCCCGCCCUCGAUUCUAUGACUCGCUGAGGAGGAAGAACGAGGUCACCAACACUGUGGUGCCCACCCACUACUCCAUGCGCUCUGCCAGUCUGGGGGCAGCCAAUAAAAAAGACUACAUAGAGGAACUGACCAGACAGCUGGAUGACCUCCGGAAGCGUAACCAGUUUUUGGAGGCAGAGAGUGUGGAGAUGGAGAAGGAGAGGAACCAGAUCAGGUUCGAGAUGCGCAGCCUGCUGGUGAACAACGAGGACCUGCUGAGGACCAAUACUCAGCUGAAUAACGAGCUGAAGAAGAUGAGAGAGCAGAUGAUAGAAAUGGACAAAGAGCACCAGUCUUUGGGAGAGAGCUACAGAACAAUGGAGAUUGAAGUGAAGCGGGCCAGGGACAUGAUGGUGGAGGCCAACACUCAGGAGUACGCCUUCAGCUUCCUUGAGCAGACCCUCAGAAACAAGAUCCAGGACGCUGAGGAGAACCUGGAGAAGCAGACGCUGCACACUCAGACUCUGACUGAGAAGUUGUGGCUGACAGAGAGACAGCUUGAGGAGCUGGAGGUCGACAAAGACACCAAAGUCAAGAGGACGUCCGAACUCAACGAAACCAUUGCCAGACUGGAAGAAGAGCUGGCCGAGGCCCUUCAAGCAUCCACACAAGCUGUAGCAGAACUGAACCUGCAUCAAAAGCUGCGUGAUGAUGACAAGAUGAGGGUGGAAGAGCUGGAGGACACUUUGCUGGAGAAGGAACAGGAGGUGCAGAGACUGCAGGCCCUUGUCAGCAGACUGCAGGGGGAGGUCUCUGGUAAGCUGUUUGAUAAGGAGCGGACGCUGGAGGAGGAGAUCCAGCUGAGAGAGAGGCUACAGCUGCAGUGCAAGCAGGCGGAGAGGACAGUGGACGACCUCCAGAUGGAGCUGCAGACCACAAUCCAGGCCAGGGAUGACCUGGCCAAACAACUCAAACAGGCUCAGGAGAAAAUGAUCGAUCUGGAGACUGAUCUGGAGGAGCUACACGAAAGCGAACAGAGAUGGGCCGCCAAACACAAGAGAGCUAUCGAACAGAAUGAGCAGCUGCAGAUGAAGGUGAUUCAGGAGAAAGAUCUGAAUGAGCAGCUGGAAACUGAGAAGGCUUCCAUGGACAGACAGUUGCGUGAGCUGCGUCUGCAGGUGGAUGAGCUUCAGAGCUCCAGAGUUCCGGAUGACGUCAUCUCCAGGGUAGAGAGCAGAGCCAAAGAGCUGGAGAAUGCUCUGAGGACUGAGGAGAGGAACAAAGUUGUUCUGACAAACACCAUCAGUAAACUGGAGAGGAGGAUCAACGAGCUGAGUGAUCAGAUGGACGAGGAGCACAGGAUAGCUACUGAACAGAAAGACCUGAUGAACCAGAGGAUCCGUACUCUGAAGCGUCAGCUGAAUGAGGCAGAGGAGGAGGCAAGCAGGAAGGAGACACAGUACCGCCACACCCAGAGGGAGCUGGCUGAGGAGAGGGAGACCACCGGCCGGCUGCAGAGGCAGCUGCUCGACCAGCAUCUGCAGUCAAAGCGUAAAGACACACUGACGAUUCGUCAGACUCUCGAUAACCUGAAGUUAGACCUGAACACUGAUGACGAAGAUGAGGAUCAGCAAGCAAAUGUCUCCAAAGUCUAAACAAUCACAUUCCACAUUCUUAGUCUUCUUUACACUGAUAGUGCAGUUAGCGUGUGCUGACAUCAAACAUUUUUCAAACCUUCCACCACUACAGUUCUUUAAUAAAGAGACUCCAGUCAGUGUUGUCUUUUGUGAUCUCAAAAUUUAAGAAAGGUUAAUUCCCUCAUUCUCUCAUGCAUUUUUUAAACUGAUUUCCCUGUUCAGCACAUACUGUACAAAUGAAUUGUUUACUUCCCUGUAAACAAAUUUAUCUAACAUACCUACUAUGCACUGACUAAAAACUCGCCGCUUAUAAUCCAUAACAAAUUACAUAGAUCUUUCCUGGGAAGUUUCUAAGAAAUGUUUUUACAUACUUACCACCCUCUCCUGGUGACCAGAAGAAAUUACAACACUAGGAGGCGCACUGUAAGGUGAAUAUAUACUUUUUAUUUUUAUGUUGAACAUAAAACUAUAAAGGAUAAGGCCGGUCAUUUCCUAUAUUAACAGUAUUUU